This is a messenger RNA of Thelazia callipaeda (thelaziosis nematode), 1020 nucleotides long. The record is from the annotation of a GenBank genome assembly. Lineage: Eukaryota; Metazoa; Nematoda; Chromadorea; Rhabditida; Thelaziidae.
AUGUCAGAAAGCGAUAAAAAGUGUGACAUUAGAUGCCGCAUAUGCAUGAACAUGCGUGCAAUCAGCGAGAUGCAACAGAUUCUGCCUUGUUUCCAUACAUUUUGUCAUAAAUGCAUUGCCAUCUCGACAUCGUUCCAAAGUGUACUUCUGUUAUUUUUUGUAAUUCAAAAUUGUGCACAAAUAAUUUGCAGAAAAUUAUCACAAUUUGAGACUACUUACCUCAAUGCAUGUAAGCAUGAGAUCUGCACUACAUGCUUAGAACAGUCAUUACAGCGACGACCUCCAGCUUGUAUCGUAGAAGGCUGUAAUAAAAGAGUGGUAGAAGUAGAAGACACGGGCUUCUGUUAUUUAUGUGGCACGUCAGUAUCAGAUCAGUAUUCGAUAAAUUACAAAUGUAAAGCGAAAGAAGACUGUAACAGUAUCGCACUCAAUGGUUUUCCAUCGAAUUCAGAAUGCAGCCAUGACAUAUGCAUGGAAUGCCUUACUGAAAUGAUUUGCGAAUGUGAAGCUAUGGGAAUAGCACCUAUGUGUCCAGUAUGUCAUCAGUGCUACACAAUUGAAUCAGUAAAAGCACUACGCACACUUUUUCCAAAUAAAACCGAAUUUUUCCAAAAGUUUGAUUUAGAUGACGGAAAAAUGGAAUUAUUAUGUAAAGACGAAUCUGUGACGUUUGUGGAUCUUUCGACCGAAUUCUGUUUCUCAGCAAGGCGACAAACAAUACGUGUUAUGACUGACAGUGAAUAUGAUACUGAACGAAUACUCAUCUUUGAUAAACAAGGCACUAUUGGUGAUUUUAUCCGUGAAAUACGUAAUUUGCUCAAAAUACCAGUCUAUGAAAAAAUUUAUGGUUAUUUUAUCAAACGUGAAGAUGUGCUAAAAGAUGAAGAAGUAGACGAAGAAAUAAACAUAAGCAAAGAUUCUCUAACGAAAUGUAUUACUACGCUACGUUUGACACCAAGCUGCGUUAUCCGAGUUGAUACCACGGGAAUUGUGCAAAACAAAUCGUUGACAAAUUUAUAA